Sphaeramia orbicularis (orbiculate cardinalfish) is the source of this 1508-nucleotide messenger RNA. RefSeq names its product D-aspartate oxidase-like. Bases 265 to 1281 code for a protein of 338 amino acids. Gene Ontology annotation, biological process: D-amino acid catabolic process; L-aspartate catabolic process. The record is from RefSeq and is a predicted model, not a curated record. Gene Ontology annotation, molecular function: D-aspartate oxidase activity; FAD binding. NCBI's taxonomy places the organism in Eukaryota, Metazoa, Chordata, Actinopteri, Kurtiformes, Apogonidae. Gene Ontology annotation, cellular component: cytoplasm. The transcript has 5 exons.
CUGCUCACACAGGCUGCGGUGUGAUCCGUUUAUCAGCUGUUUACGUUCACUGGACGGGAAGGGCUUUUUAUGGACACUUUCUAACAGACUGGAUAAAUGAUGUGCGCAGACGCACACAUCUUUUAUUGUGCUUUCGUUAAUUAUUGCAAAGGAGAAUUUCCUCACAAGCUGCACUUGAAACAAGUGUAAGAGGGAAACGUCUGAGGGACAGGAAAACAGAAGCAGGUCAUUUUCAAUAAAGAUUGAGCCACAGUUCAGUCCAGAAUGAAGACUGUCAGGGUGGUAGUGGUGGGAGCGGGGGUGAUUGGCUUCUCCACGGCCGUCUGCGUUGCCGAGGCCCUCCCUUUCUGCUCCGUCACUGUGCUUGCUGAGAAGUUCAGUCCGGACACCACAAGUGAUGGAGCUGCAGGGAUCCUGUUCGCUGCACAGUUUCCGGAUAUUUCAGUGGAAAGACAAAGACGCUGGUUCAAGGACAGCUUUGAUCACCUGAGGGCCAUCGCUCAGUCCCAACAGUCACCAGAAGCUGGAGUCAUGAUGAGCUCUGGAUAUCAAAUUUUUAAAGAUGUUCCAGCAGAUCCGAAGCCCUACUGGUCAGAUCUGGUGAUUGGUUUUCGGUUAAUGACUGACCGUGAACUGGAACGGUUCCCAGGUUAUAAAUUUGGCCAAGCCUUCACCACGGUCAAAUGUGAAUGCUCCAGCUAUCUGCCCUGGCUUGAGAAGAGGUUCCGAAAAGCAGGAGGGAAAGUGCAGCAGAGGAAAGUCAGCAGCCUUCAUGACUUAAGUGACAGCUAUGAUCUUAUCAUCAACUGCUCCGGUCUGGGCUCCAGAACUCUGACGGAUGACCCCCAGGUUUACCCGGUCAGGGGUCAGGUGCUGAAGGUGGAGGCUCCGUGGCUGCAGCACUUCAUCAGAGACGGAGACGGGAAGACGUACAUCUACCCGGGGAUCCACGGCGUAACCGUAGGCGGCACGAGGCAGGAGGACGACUGGCGCCUGGAGGUGGACGACGGGGACACGAGGAGCAUCCUGGAGCGCUGCAGCAGACUGGAACCGUCACUCAGCAGGGCCAGAGUCCUCAGCAAGUGGGUGGGGCUAAGACCGGGCAGGAGGAACCCGAGACUGGAGAGGGAGCUGGUGCAGCCGCGAGGCCGUAAGGUCCCCGUGGUCCACAACUACGGUCACGGGGGCUGGGGGGUCACCUUGGCUUGGGGUUCAGCCCUGGAUGCUCUGGGGCUGGUCAGACAGUGCCUCCAUGAAAUGCCCCCACAGGCUAAACUGUGAAGAACAUCUGCCAUUUACUCAGACAGUGUCAGUCACUGCUGUUGUUAAAUGUGCACUCUCUUAUACCAUUAACACAAAUCAGCUCUGUCUUAACAGGGUGGACACUGUUUUUGGACAAGAUAGGAAUGGUAUGUUCACAUCAGUCAAUAUCAACAAUUAACACAGUAAUCGUCAAAUCAUUGUUUCAUUCCAGUUUAAAGGCUGAUUUUUGGUCCUGUGUUAAAUAU